AUGGGGUGGCUGCAAUCCCUCCUCUCUCCACUCAAGAAGUUCUGGCUCCGUUUGAAUUCAACUCAAAAGAAGAGAAGAGGGAUUUACAUUCUGUAUGAAGAUGUCAAGUCUUGCCCCUAUGAAGACGUGCACGUCCUCUGGUCAAUACUAGUGGAACCGCAUUCACCUUCUAUGCCUUCCAAAAAAAUGAAGGCCUUGGCCAGAAGACAAAGUUGA
Messenger RNA from Sphenostylis stenocarpa, 216 nucleotides. The record is from the annotation of a GenBank genome assembly. Lineage: Eukaryota; Viridiplantae; Streptophyta; Magnoliopsida; Fabales; Fabaceae.